Molecule: messenger RNA, 1119 nt
Organism: Suillus bovinus
Lineage: Eukaryota; Fungi; Basidiomycota; Agaricomycetes; Boletales; Suillaceae
Exons: 2
Coding region: 1-1119 (372 amino acids)
Source: RefSeq, a predicted model, not a curated record
AUGUCCCCCGCUGCUGAUAUAGAUACUCGAUCUCAUACUGGAGGCACAAACGAUGACAAACCUGCUGACACAGCGGUUGAAAAGUGCACCACGAGGUUCGACAGUAGUCCGUGCGCGAAUGGCACUAGUCUCCGACGCUUCAAGAAGGAGGAUGGUGUGAUCUACCAUAUUCCGUCAAGUUCAGAUCUGGCAAGCCUUUUUGCACUAGACGCGAGUAAACCCAUCUUGGUGAUCCCCCCUACUCUCAAGAGAAAGUCGUCUUCCUCAUCGAUUGCCAUGAUCCGUCCUCUCCGAGCCGUUCGUCGACUCUUGCGCAGGUCAGAGACAGUGGCUCCUCCCAAGACAACUUUUGCACAUGCAGUCAAGAGUUUCACAUCAGUUUCGACCAAGUUACCUCCAAAGAGAUUAGGUUCUCGCAUACUCCAACGAUCUGCGUCUUUGAGAGUACAGGAUGGUGCCAAAACGGAUAUCGCAACCAUUACUUCUCGCAUUUUCCAGCAUUUCACUAUCCCACAAGUUCCUUGUGAUAUUCACGAUGUUGAAGGAUCAGAGCCCAUCUCACAAACUACGGUCGAUGAUACGCCGGGGAAGUAUGCCUUAGAGAAUCUUGACUUGAUGGUCCGCUGCUACGAACGCCACGUCACGACAUGGGACUCCCCCGACUAUGGAUUCUUCAUCUUCCCAGCACAACUCGUGAUUGCUUGUACCUUCACCAAUGAUUUAGACCCCCUGGCUAUCCCGGACGUCACUAUCGUCGAUCUCGUCUGCACUACGUUCGCGAUAAAUGGCCCAUACAAGUCUCACCCCCAAAUCGCGUUCAGGACGUUCUAUGACGGCGCCAGGAUGCGCUACGUCAACGAUACGCCUACACCCGAUUUGUCUCGAGGCAUUCAUAUUGGGAAUAUCCCCUGGUGUUCUUCCAUGGACAAGGAUGGUAAUUUCGGCUGGUACAUGCACUUCUGGAUUCCAAUCCCGUUCAUACUCUUUCAGCGAGCGGAGACGAGAGUCUUCAAAAUAGACGCCAAGGUACGCGUCAAUGGAGAGGAUGGCAAAGACGGUGUUUUGAAUGCUACAAGUGAUUUCACAUUGUCGAGGUUGCGGAGUGGUUUAGUAAUGUAA